GCCUGGGGGUGCGUCCGCCCUCCGAGGGGCGCCGCAGAUCUGCGGAGAGAGGACCUGCGGGGCGUGGCCGGUCCCCUCGGAGGCCUGUUCCGCCACACACUGGCGUCCUGCCUCCUCCGUAGGCGGGAGGGGUGGUCUGGAGCCCCUUCGUGCCUCAGUUUUCUCAUGGGGUAACACGAUCCUGACUCUCAGGAACCUGGCUCCUGGAGGCAGGUGACAGCCACGGCCCCCAGCGGCCUCAGGCGGAGGGAGCCUGGCGCCCCACUCCCCACGCGCCCAGUCGCCCGCUUCCCGGGUGCACACGACGCUCUGGGGAGGCCGGGCCCGCGCCUGGGUCACUGAGAGGAAGGGCGGACCCCAGGCUCAGGAGCACAGGGGCGAGGCCCGAGAAGGGCCUGAGCGGUUAUGGGGUGGGCGCAGAGUGGAGGCCAAAGCCUUGUGUAUCUGUGUGCGUGUGUGAGCAUGUGAGCCUGUGUGUGUGUGCGUGGGCAUGUGAGCCUGUGUGUGCGUGGGCGGGGGGGGAGUGUUCGAGGGUGCCAUGGGGGAGGGGAGGAAGAGCCUUCCAGGCAGUGCAGACGGUAAGUGCGUAGGCCCCGUGCAGGGUGGUGUAUGUGCAACUGGAUAGGAGAUGGAGAGAGACAGGCCUAUGGCAUUGUGUGGAAGGCAGUGGACCGGAGGACUGGUGAGGUCGUGGCCAUCAAGAAAAUCUUUGAUGCUUUUAGGGAUAAGACAGAUGCCCAGAGAACAUUCCGGGAAAUCACGCUCCUCCAGGAGUUUGGGGACCAUCCCAACAUCAUCAGCCUCCUUGACGUGAUCCGGGCAGAGAACGACAGGGACAUUUACCUGGUGUUUGAGUUUAUGGACACUGACCUGAACGCAGUCAUCCGGAAGGGCGGGCUGCUGCAGGACAUCCACGUGCGCUCCAUCUUCUACCAGCUCCUGCGGGCCACCCGGUUCCUCCACUCCGGGCACGUUGUGCACCGGGACCAGAAGCCGUCCAAUGUGCUCCUGGAUGCCAACUGCACAGUGAAGCUGUGUGACUUUGGCCUGGCCCGCUCCCUGGGCGACCUCCCCGAGGGGCCUGAGGACCAGGCCUUGACAGAGUACGUGGCCACACGCUGGUACCGAGCUCCGGAGGUGUUGCUCUCUUCGCACCGAUACACCCUUGGGGUGGACAUGUGGAGUCUGGGCUGUAUCCUGGGGGAGAUGCUGCGAGGGAGGCCCCUGUUCCCGGGUACGUCCACCCUCCACCAGCUGGAGCUGAUCCUGGAGACCAUCCCGCCACCAUCCGAGGAGGACCUCCUGGCUCUCGGUUCAGGCUGCCGUGCCUCUGUGCUGCACCACCUGGGGUCCCGGCCACGACAGACGCUGGAUGCCCUCCUACCGCCAGACACCUCCCCAGAGGCCUUGGACCUCCUUAGGCAACUCCUGGUGUUCGCCCCGGACAAGCGGUUAAGCGCGACCCAGGCACUGCAGCACCCCUACGUGCAGAGGUUCCACUGCCCCAGUGACGAGUGGGCACGAAAGGCAGAUGUGCGGCUCCGGGCACACGAAGGGGUCCAGCUCGCUGCACCUGAGUACCGCAGCCGCGUCUAUCAGAUGAUCCUGGAGCGUGGAGGCAGCAGCGGCACCUCGAGAAAGAAGGGCCCGGAGCGUGUCUCCCGGAGCCAGGCACACGUGCACAAACCCAGAGCCGACCCUCAGCUGCCUUCUGGGACACGUGUGCAGGGUCCCAGACCCAGGCCUCAGAGUAGCCUGGGCCACGACCCCCCCGAGCAUGAGUCCCCCUGUGCAGCCAAGAACAUUCCCAGGCAGAACUCCGCUCCCCUGUUCCAAACUGCACUCCUAGGGAAUGGGGAAAGGCCCCCUGGGGCGAAGGAAGCGCCCCCCUUGACACUCUCGCUGGUGAAGCCAAGCGGCAGGGGAGCUGCGCCCUCCCUGACCUCCCAGGCUGCGGCUCAGGUGGCCAACCAGGUCCUGAUCCGGGGUGACUGGAACCGGGGUGGUGGGGUGAGGGUGGCCAGCGCACAACAGGUCCCUCCCCAGCUUCCUCCGGAGGCCCGGCCCGGCCGGAGGAUGUUCAGCACCUCUGCCUUGCAGGGUGCCCAGGGGGCUGCCAGGGCUUUGCUUGGAGGCUACUCCCAAGCCUACGGGACUGUGUGCCACUCGGCACUGGGCCACCUGCCCCUGCUGGAGGGGCACCGUGUGUGAGCCGCCCUACUCCCUUCACCUGGUCCCCUGUUCCUGCCCCAGCCCCUUCCCCAGACCCCUCCCCAGUCUCCUGCACCCCUUAGCCCUCCCUGCUUUGCCCGGCCACGUUGAAGUUCCAGGGAGCUUGCCCGGGUCUCCUUGGGGGAGCAGAUGAGGGCCCUGCCCCAGCCCCACUGACUUCCUCCAAUAAAGUCAUGUCUGCCCC
Pongo pygmaeus (Bornean orangutan) is the source of this 2416-nucleotide messenger RNA. RefSeq names its product mitogen-activated protein kinase 15 (gene MAPK15). NCBI's taxonomy places the organism in Eukaryota, Metazoa, Chordata, Mammalia, Primates, Hominidae. The transcript is spliced from 14 exons. Bases 610 to 2211 code for a protein of 533 amino acids. The record is from RefSeq and is a predicted model, not a curated record. Gene Ontology annotation, molecular function: ATP binding; MAP kinase activity. Gene Ontology annotation, biological process: protein phosphorylation.